Nicotiana attenuata is the source of this 906-nucleotide messenger RNA. RefSeq names its product protein RALF-like 34. Bases 173 to 535 code for a protein of 120 amino acids. The record is from RefSeq and is a predicted model, not a curated record. NCBI's taxonomy places the organism in Eukaryota, Viridiplantae, Streptophyta, Magnoliopsida, Solanales, Solanaceae. The transcript has a single exon.
AAACAUACAGGCCAUAAUUAAGGUAGAGAAAAAGAGACCCCCACCACCCCUCUAAGUAGCUGUAUUCCCAAUCACAUAUUUCUCUGCAUUUCGCUUUACCCAACUUCUUUUGCUUGGUAAAAGAGCCCAGAACCAGAACAACCAAAAAAACCAUAAUUCUUGAAUAUAUACUAUGGAGUCUCCAAAACUAUUCCUGCUUUACUUGGUAAUCAUCUUUUUCAGAAUCAGCAAGAAUGCAGUUAUCGUCGAAGCAGAAGCGAACAAACAUGGGUUAGAUCUGGUGAAUGAGGAGGAUUUUGAGUUGCCAAUGUCCAUGUCUUUAUAUGAAGGCGAACUUGGAAUAGAAAACCGGAGAUCCCUGUUCUGGCACAGGACUUUCAAGUACUACAUUUCGUAUGGGGCGUUGUCUGCUAACAGAAUACCUUGCCCGCCGCGCUCUGGUAGGUCAUACUACACUCACCACUGCUUUAGUGCUCAUGGUCCAGCUCACCCUUACACAAGAGGUUGCUCUGCUAUCACUCGUUGUCGUAGAUGAACAUUUCCUUACCAUCUCCUUAUAGUUUUUGAUCCAUGUCCAUUUUCUAAAAUUGAGUUGGCGGCCGAGGAUUAAUUUCUUGAUGGUUUCUUUUUUAGUUCAGUUACAUGUAUGUGUUGACUUUAGUUUGUGCGUCUGGGGGCUUUUACAGUUGUGUACACUCUGCUGGUUGUCCAGUUACCUUUAUUUAGGCAUACUUUUCAGUGUACGUUGCAUUGCGACAUAAUGUGUUUAUUUGUGUGUUUAGCUAGCUAGAUCAAUCGAGUAAUAACUUCAAGUUAUGAAGCUGUCUAAUAUUCUGCAGCAAAUUAAAGUUGUCUUCUGCCUGAAUACAAAGCAUUUUUUGGGAAAUUGUGGUGGGUUGCUACUGA